Molecule: messenger RNA, 3499 nt
Organism: Diceros bicornis minor
Lineage: Eukaryota; Metazoa; Chordata; Mammalia; Perissodactyla; Rhinocerotidae
Gene: BRD3
Product: bromodomain containing 3
Exons: 11
Coding region: 198-2207 (669 amino acids)
Biological process (GO): regulation of DNA-templated transcription; chromatin remodeling
Cellular component (GO): nucleus; chromatin
Source: RefSeq, a predicted model, not a curated record
UAUUAUGCUGCCGGGGCCGGCGAGCCAAAGAGGAGCCGGCCGCGCGGGCCGGGAGGGGACGGCCGCCGGAGCCGCCGAGGCCAAGUGCUGCUUGGUUGGGCCCGGAAAUGGGACGUCGCGCCUCUGGGAGGAGCACAGAGGAAGUGAGGGCCUCCCCGAGCCGCUGCUGUGACUGCCAGUGAGCGAGCAGCUGGAGGAUGUCCACCACGGCCACGGUCGCCCCCGCGGGGAUCCCGGCGGCCCCGGGCCCCGUGAACCCGCCCCCGCCGGAGGUCUCCAACCCCGCCAAGCCCGGCCGCAAGACCAACCAGCUGCAGUAUAUGCAGAAUGUGGUGGUGAAGACGCUCUGGAAGCAUCAGUUCGCCUGGCCCUUCUACCAGCCCGUGGAUGCAAUCAAGCUGAACCUGCCAGAUUAUCAUAAGAUAAUAAAAAACCCAAUGGAUAUGGGGACGAUUAAGAAGAGACUAGAAAAUAAUUAUUAUUGGAGCGCAAGUGAAUGUAUGCAGGACUUCAAUACCAUGUUUACAAAUUGUUAUAUUUAUAACAAGCCCACAGAUGACAUAGUGCUCAUGGCCCAAGCCCUAGAGAAAAUUUUUCUGCAGAAAGUGGCCCAGAUGCCCCAGGAGGAAGUUGAAUUAUUACCCCCUGCUCCAAAGGGCAAAGGCCGGAAACCGGCUGCGGGAACCCAGAGUGCAGGUACACAGCAAGUGGCAGCCGUGUCCUCUGUCUCCCCAGCGACCCCCUUUCAGAACGUCCCCCCCACUGUCUCCCAGACGCCCGUCAUUGCUGCCACCCCUGUGCCAACCAUCACUGCAAACAUCACGUCAGUCCCCGUCACCCCGGCUGCCGCCCCACCUCCUCCCGCAGCGCCCAUCAUCCCUGUAGUCCCUCCCACGCCGCCCGUCAUCAAGAAGAAGGGCGUGAAGCGGAAAGCAGACACGACCACGCCCACGACAUCAGCCAUCACCGCCAGCCGGAGCGAGUCGCCCCCGCCGCUGUCGGACCCCAAGCAGGCCAAGGUGGUGGCGCGGCGGGAGAGCGGGGGCCGCCCCAUCAAGCCGCCCAAGAAGGACCUGGAGGACGGCGAGGUGCCGCAGCACGCCGGCAAGAAGGGCAGGCUGUCGGAGCACCUGCGGCACUGUGACAGCAUCCUCAAGGAGAUGCUGUCCAAGAAGCACGCGGCCUACGCCUGGCCCUUCUACAAGCCGGUGGACGCCGAGGCCCUGGAGCUGCACGACUACCAUGACAUCAUCAAGCACCCCAUGGACCUCAGCACCGUCAAGAAGAAGAUGGACAGCAGAGAGUACCCGGACGCACAGGGCUUUGCAGCCGACAUCCGGUUAAUGUUCUCCAAUUGUUACAAGUACAACCCCCCCGACCACGAGGUGGUUGCCAUGGCCAGGAAGCUCCAGGACGUGUUUGAAAUGCGGUUUGCCAAGAUGCCAGAUGAGCCCGUGGAGGCGCCCGCGCUGCCGGCCCCCGCGGCCCCCGCAGUGAGCAAGGGCACCGAGAGCAGCCGCAGCAGCGAGGAGAGCUCCUCGGACUCGGGCAGCUCAGACUCGGAGGAGGAGCGGGCCACGAGGCUGGCAGAGCUACAGGAGCAGCUGAAGGCCGUGCACGAGCAGCUGGCCGCCCUGUCUCAGGCCCCAGUGAACAAGCCAAAGAGGAAGAAGGAGAAGAAGGAGAAGGAGAAGAAGAAGAAGGACAAGGAGAAGGACAAGGAGAGACACAGGGCCAAGUCCGAGGACGAGAAGAAGGCCAAGGCGGCCCCGCCCACCAAGCAGGCCCCGCCGAAGAAGGCUCCCGCCAAGAAGGCCAACAGCACGACCACAGCCAGCAGCGACAAGCGGGAGGAAGCAGGCGGCCAAGUCGAAGGAGGAGUUAGCUCAGGAGAAGAAGAAGGAGUUGGAGAAGCGGCUGCAGGACGUCAGUGGGCAGCUCAGCAACAACAAGAAGCCCGCCAAGAAAGAGAAACCGGGCUCCGCGCCCUCGGGAGGGCCGUCCCGGCUGAGCAGCAGCAGCUCCUCCGAGUCCGGGAGCAGCAGUUCCAGCGGAUCCAGCUCCGACAGCAGCGACUCAGAGUGAACUCCGGACUUGACGCAGAACAGAACGAAGCCAGUGGGUGUCGCACACGCCGAGACUCUGCAGUGUUCCCUCGAUGGUUAAUAUACUACUUCUGUCCCCUGGUGUGCAGGUUUUCUUUUUAAUUCAGUGUUAUGGUAUCUUCCAGUUUUUGCUUUAAUAGGUCAAAGAUCUUUUUUUGUGUGCACAUGAGACUUUAUGAGGAGGUGUGAGUCUGCAUAAAGUCUUUUCUUGUUAACUGAGUUCAGUGGCUUGGAGAUGGCAACUUCAGAUGCUAACCUGGAAACCGUAGAAACACGUGUGAGAUGUGAUCUGAAGGUUCUUGCAGAAUCCCUUUUCUUAUGCCCAACCUGGUCUGUAGCUCCAGGAAGAAUUGUUUCAAAGGAAACUUCUCUAAAAUUGUACUGUAUUUGAAAGCUGUCAGCUUUGCAGACAGCUGUUGUCUUUGUCAUUUGGGCCCUGAGCUCUGACUCUCGUGUCCGAGGGGUCACCUCUUUCUGCAGGGGCUGAGGACAGACGUGCCUGUGGCGAGGACCAGGGCUUGGCCAGGCGAGGGGUCCUCGUGGCUCCCAUCAGAGCUCAUGCCGGUGGGGGCGGGCGAGGGUGGGGCGUGGAAGAGAGGACGUUGGGUUUCUCUGAUCUUGGUGAUGCCACGAGCUCCUGGGAGGGGACACAGUGGCUGCAUGUGCAGCGCACAGGUUUCCAUACACUGAAACUUUUACCUCAACUUCAAAAAAAAAAAAAAGAAAAAGAAAACAUAAAAAAAAAAAAAAAAAGGAGACUUUUUUGUAAGGUUCAGCAAUUUUCUAUGAAAGUCCAGCCCAACGUGUGUCCCCAACUUGUUACCCGCUGCCGCUGCUGCACACUCCGGAACCAUUUUCCCAAUUUCAUGUAUAUAUGAAUACUUUAUUUAUUAACAUCAUUGGUCAUUUUUUUUAAAAAAAGAAAAAAACAAAACCGCAAAAGAAAUGCAUUAACAAACAUAGCAGAGAUGCAGGCCUCUGAAGCGGUGUGGAGAGCCUCCGACCCCACUCGCGGGGUGACCUCUGACCUCCAGGUGCUAGCUUCCCGCGCCUCUUGCCGGGGCUCAAUCAUGUCUGUGUGCGCUCGCUCUGCUCCGGGGUUUGUCGGGGGGUUGCUUUUGUUCUUUUCAUGUGUGUAUGAAAUUCGGAGACUCACAGGUGUAGACGACUUCCAGCUGCAGUGCAUUCUGAUUUUUUUAUUUUGUUGGUUUCAUUCUUUUGUAUUCACUUCUGGUCUCUUUAGGACUGUUUUAACAGAAAUCAAUUUAGGGAACCCCAGUUAUAUAAUAUAAACUUUGUAAUCUGAGAGAAACAAAUGUAUAGUAAAUCUAAGUCUUGAUUUUUAACUUUCUAUUGUAAAGAAUAAUAAUAAUAAUAUACAGAGUUUAACAGAA